GGGGAGCAUUAGCCCUCGCAAAAUCACAGAAAAAAUGGUCUUGGUCUUCUCCCACCCGCAGGCGGCGAAGUAGAACAAGGAAAGGCUCCAAUAAAAAAAAAAAAAUCGCGGCCGGCGGCAGCGGCGGCGCGGCGGAGUCGUAAAGCGGGAGCUGCGGAAGGGAGGAGGCGUCGCCGAUCGAUCGGCCCGGCCCGGCGCGGUCGGGGGUCAAAAGCGGAAAAGAGAAGCAGCGGGAAUUUCUUCGCACUGCGGCGCAAGCAAGGAAUCCAGCGAGAGAAGGGAAGCGAUGGGGCGGAAGGGUUCGGGUUCCAGCUGAGCCCUGGGCACGCGGGAGCGGGGAGAGGAGAGAGAGGGAGAGCGAGGCAGGGACGGAGGCGGCGGCGCUGAGUUUGAUGAGGAAGGCUGGAGCCAAAGGUAUAUGCAACCCUAGAUCUUAGAAAUCUGAGUAGACCCUGCGGCUGCUGCUUUGCCGGCUUUUGCCGCCGGCGCGACUUCUGGAUUUGCGGGGGUUUGUGUUCGGCCGCCGCCGCCGCCAAGGAGAUCACCCUGUGUUCCUCUGGUUUCUUCGUGUGGUGCGGAUGAAGGACAGGUUCUCGUUCGUCGGACGUCAGAUCUGCUUUAUCUGCGGGAUUUGGACUGCUGGCGAAGGAGUUCUUUUAUCGGGUCAACCUACGGACUUGCCUCUGUUCAUCGUCUCUUCGUGUCUGCCGGAAAGAGGUGUCAUCAGAAAUUGGUCCGGAUUCCAGAUCUACCUGCUUUACAGGGAUUAAUUGUUUUCAAAGGAGGGGAAUUGGUGUUUUCUUUGGGGCGGAGGCCGAUGGCCGACGGCAGAGGGCAUUUGACUUAUGGAGGAGCUGCUGUGUUAUUUUGUCGCGGGUUCAAUUCUAGCAGGAUGACCUUUACUUCUGGUUUAGCUUCUGGCUUUCAUUGCGUGCUGCAAGAUAAGAUUGCUUGUUUGAAUGCUCUCGGCCCGGAAGUUGAAGCUUGUUACUAAUUUGCACAGAGAGGGUUCAAGUAGUGGCUGUCUGGCUGCGAUGGGUGACCUGGGGCGGUGGCAUGUCCACGGAGGCGUUGUUUAGUUUUUUCCUCUUGAUUAUGUGCAUGCUAUGUGGACUGUGAUGCUAUUAUUCUUCAAACAGUACCAUAAGCUUUGAUGGUGUGGUGCUCAAUAGCAACCUUCUGUUGUUUUUGUUUUCCAGAGGGAUCAAUUGGAUCCAAGGGUGCGGUUGAUGUGAAUCAGUCUCCUGUUUCCGUUGCAGUAACAGGAAGACAAUCUGAUUUGAUGAUCAAAUUUUGCACUUGCACUGGAAGGUCAUUGUCACCAUCACUUUGUAAUCUCAAUAACACAGAUAUUUCGAUGACCUGCAAAGGCUGUACUGGUGAAUCAACAACAGACAGAGGAGGCCCAUCGUGUAGCAGAAAACUUGGCAGCAUGGGCUUGGAGCUCCCAAGACCUAUAGAUCCUGGUGUGAGAUGGAAGACUGUAAACAGAAGGCAAAGAAGCGCAAGGAGAGCAAGGACCUCCUUCUCUGGAGAGGACAGAAUGAAGGAUGAAAUAAGAUCUUUCUAUGCAUUCGGCAAUGAGAUGGCACAAGAAGAUGCUCCAGUCUCUGAAUCUGAGAAGCUUGGGGUAUCCAUUCUCGGUAGACGCUUUAGUGACCCCAUGGAAAGUGUUCCUAUAAAAAAGAGAAGAUUUCAUAUGGAUUGUUCUCCAUCACCUCCACCGACUCCAUUGCUAGUGGAUCCAUAUGAAAAAAUAUUAAGCAGCUCUUCUGGAGGCAUUCCAUCAUAUGAGAAGCAUCUUAAGUUUAAGAUGCUUGGUGGUGAGUGCAAGGAAGAGAAUAAAGGUCCUUUUGACACGGAUGAUUUUUCUGGUAUAUCAAUACUAGCUGCUGCUGCUUGUGAGAGUGCGAUGGAUGGUGACAUAUUGAAUUGGGCAUGCUCAAAGUUAGCUCAUCCUCCCGAAGAAAGGAAGCUGGAAAAUACUAUGAAUAGCACCGAGUUGAGUCUCCAACAUGGCAUGAAGCGGGAUAAGUUAAAAAUUCCGGAGGCUUCACAUCGCAUUCAUGAUAAGCCUCUUGAGUCAUCUAAUUCUCCUCCAGAUAUGAAGCCCUUGUUUGUUACCACGCUAAUUAGCUCAGAAAAUCUUGUUGAAUCCGCAUCUGCUCCCAAUGUUAAUUGCUCGCUUUAUUCUGCAUUGAGCAGUGCAAACAAAACAGAGAUUGCUUCUGAUGCUAAGCCUUCGAGUGUUGCAAUGCCAAACAGCUCAGGUAAUCCAGAUAAAUCUGUAGGCUGCUCGCAAGAUGCAGCUGUGCAAACCAAACAUGCCAAUGACACUCGUGAUUCUAGGCUGCACUGGGAUCUAAAUGUUGCAAUGGAGGCAUGGGACACCAAUUGUGGUGAUGAUGAUGAUCGUAUUGAUCCUACAGUUGCUACUGUAAGCGGCUGUAAUGAUGCUGGAAAUGACAUGAACAAACCACAGACAUCUCAUGACCUUUUUGACUCAACAGAUGCUGGUGAUGCACUUGAUCUCUCUGUUGACAAAGUUCAUAUGGUUGAUGUACCAAAAGAUGUUAAUACCAAGGAUGAAGGCGAUUCUCCUGUUGACAGUUCAUCUCACCCUUUGCACCAUCAGUCUUCCCAAAAUUCGCAGCUAUUAAAAUCUGAUUCUAUAGGGAAUGAUACCUCUGCAGAAACAAUAAAUUUGCCUGAUCAGCAGAAGAUCAGGUUUCGUUCUGUAAUGGAAUCACUCCUAGGGUCUAAUCCAGAACCGGCUCUUAUCACGGAGCACUUUCCUUUAACUGCAAAUGUGGAGAAAAUCGAUUGUUCACAUCCCCUACCUGUUGGUUGCGAAGCUUUGUCUCAUAUGUCUUCUGCGGAUGGUCAUGUUGGAGGUAACUCAAUCCAAACAAGUGAACUGGGUUCCACAGUGAAGCCUUUCGCAAGCAGAUUAGUUUCUGAGGAAAGCACAAACCUUCCAACAGUAACUGCAUUCCAUAAACUUGAAGAAGCUUCUGAACAAAGCAUAUCUGAAUUAAAAAACAAGGAGCUUUUGGAUGUUGAUUCAGGAACUAGUAAAAGGGACCAGUCAGUUAGCAAGAAGGGUGAACAUGGCACUGAUGUAUACACCAAGAGCAUUGAUCCAGAAAACCUCACUCAUCCAGAGGACAACCCAGGUUCUUCUGUUUGUGAUAUGGCCCAUGUGCAUGAAGAAGAUGGUGCUGAUGCAGUGAUUAAUUCUGAAGAUUGUUUAAUUACUUGUGCCAACAGUAGCAGUGCAGAAACAUAUUACGUUUCAGGUGCGGCUCCUCAGGCUCUUGGUCUCCAUUUAGAAUGCAACAAACCAGGUGUUAAAGACGCAGGAAGUAUUGUGGAUUCGCAAGCUGCAGCACAUAGCUACCAGAAUGGUUACGAAAAUAAGCUUGGGAAGGCUGCAUCGGAUAUUUGUUUGGAGCACUGCUAUGAAACUGACACAUCUCAUAUUAGCAAAAAUCUAGCUGGGAUUGGAGAAGUCGAUGAUGAGGAGGAUGAUUCUCAAUAUGAGGAUGGUGAACUUAGAGAAUCUGGUGACCUUUAUUGGGUGGAUGAUGGGUAUGAAGAAGUUAAACGUGCCAACUGGCACUAUCAUGUAUCAGAUUACAAGAAUGAAGCAGCCACCCCUGAAAUCCCUCCUCUACCUGUUGACUCUGUUUCAAAGAAUGCGGGUGUUCCUGCUGCUGGUUACAACGGAACACAAUCCAGAAAGGAAGAUGAUGCUAUUUCACCUGUCUCAUCUAAGCGCUCAUGGUCUACAAAUUGCUUAGAUGGUGGAUCUACCGCUGCUGGAAAGGCUCAGAGUAUCCAUUCGAGAGUCACAGGUGAUACUCAGAUGUAUGAGAUAAACCCAGGCCGUGUAACAGUUAAAUCUGCUGCAACAGUCAGCCAGCCUGAAAGGUGCAAUGAUGGUCUAGGUGAUGAUCUGUUAAGUAUCACAAUGAAGAACACAGGUUGGGAUAUGUUGCCUGAAAAUCAAAGGCACUCUCGACGUGAUCCAAGGAACGGAGCUGAUUCUACUAAGUGGUGUGUUUUGAGCUCAUUAGAUGCAGCUGGAGGUGAUGAGUCGUUGCAAAAAAUGGGACUAUCGAAUAGAGAUGUGCAACGAGUGGAGCGACCAAGAUCAUUUGAUAGACCCCACAGAAAUGAACUGAGCAGAUCUGAUGAUGGUUAUGGCUCAGGCUCAAAAGUUGAAAGGACAACUGACUCUCAUAAAUCACAUGGCAUCUAUGAUGCAUCACGGCAAAUUCAAGUGGGCAGCUGGGGGGAGCAGUGGGUGGAAAAUUCAAAACAUCCUCGUUCUACUCGGCGUGAAUCAUCUGAAUAUUAUAAUUAUUGCCUGUCUGGUCCAAGGAAUGCUGCAGAAGCUGCUGUCGCAAAGAUGGAAAGCAAUGGCUUUGUUGUUGCACGUGAUGGAACUUUAGUAAGAGCUGUUGAUGCUGCAAAUGCUGGUCACAUGGCAAGAAGGAUGAGAAACACUAGCUCAUACCGUGCUUUGUCUGGACAGGGUUCUCCAAUUGACAGGGAUGGAGCCUGCGGGUUGUCCAGAGGUCCUGCACAUGCUAGGGAAGCAUCUCCAGAACGACAUUUUGGUGCGAGUAGUAGCCAGUCUGGUCGAUAUGGUCUGGAGAUGGAGAAAGAUCAUACUACUGAUGGAAAUUUGAGUUCAGUUCGUUGCUCACUGUCCAGUAGACAACGGGGCAUCCCAACGGGUAGAGCAUCACUUAACCUUUCGCAUGCUCACAGCAGAUCUCCUUCUGGGUCAAGGUCUCGAUCCCCACAUGAUUGGGCAUCACCUAGGAACAGAAGGAAGAUUAUGGCCAAUGGAGCUUCAACUUUACGGAGGCGUAGUAGAUCUCCACCUAGUCACACGACUAAAGUUAGAAUGGGUAGAAUGACUUCACCUCAGAGACAACCUGGAUAUGAUGAUCGAGCUAUGCGUUACAGUCCUUUAUCAAGGAACCACAAUUACUCCCAACAUGCUUCAGCAUGGGUUGAUGGAAGGAACAGUUCGGCGGUAGAUCUUUCUGAUCACAAUAAAAGAUAUUCAAGGAGAAGCUCUCCUCUGAGAAUUACCUCACGAAAUGACAGAUUUGAUGUAAUGGACUCCCAAGGACGUUCAAGGUCUGGAGAAUUCUACCAUUCGACACAGGGAAGACUUCCUUAUGGCUAUAGGGGAAAUAAGCAUGAUGGGAAUGGUGAUGAUAAAAGGGAAUACGCUGAUAGAUAUGAGAGUCAUUCUGUGAAGCCAUGUGACCGGAAUGGUGCUGUAAAACAGUUCAGAAAUAAUACUGGAGAUAAAUUCCGGACUCGUAUCUCUGCUCCCAGAUCUCCAGAACUCCAAAGAAGGGUGAGUCCUCGGAGAUUUGACAGCUUUGGGAGGUAGCUGGGCAGCUGGCUGUGAAUUUGCCCCGUAGAACUAAAAAGGAUAAUAAAGAUCCGUUGGGAUAUGAUUGAACUGGAAAAGGAAGUGCUGUAAAUCCUUGGUGGAAUUCAAUCUCUGCAAUUUGAUGGAAAUUUGUGCUUGUGUUCUGCUGCUGCUACAUGUGUUCAAGGCACAAAUGCUCGAAUCAUGCACUUCUUGGGAGGGGAAUGCAGAUUAACUUCACAAUUUUCCUGUUUUUGCUUGUAAAUAUUUAUAUUGGUUGUAGAAUUACAAUCACUGCUUUCAGCUUUAUGGCUGUUCUUUUUAUCUUCUGAUAUUUCUCACGUUUAUCCCUUAUGCUCUUUUUAAUGGGCAUUAUCCCUGUAUGAGUUCCAUUUAAACAUGAUCAAUGAAUUAAUUUUGAGCUCAAA
Phragmites australis (common reed) is the source of this 5829-nucleotide messenger RNA. RefSeq lists its product as uncharacterized. Bases 1154 to 5419 code for a protein of 1421 amino acids. The record is from RefSeq and is a predicted model, not a curated record. Gene Ontology annotation, molecular function: protein binding. The transcript is spliced from 4 exons. Lineage: Eukaryota; Viridiplantae; Streptophyta; Magnoliopsida; Poales; Poaceae.